This is a messenger RNA of Staurois parvus, 840 nucleotides long. NCBI's taxonomy places the organism in Eukaryota, Metazoa, Chordata, Amphibia, Anura, Ranidae. The record is from the annotation of a GenBank genome assembly.
AUGGAUGGCCUGUUCGGGUCCCCAAGCUGGGACAAUGAUGGUGUCACUUCUGAGACAGACCAACAAAGCUAUGAAAUCAUCAGUUUUGCAGAAUCAGAUUACAACGAAUCCAGUACAAAGCUAACGUUUCAAUUUGCUCGAGACAAUGAUCAAAAUGUGCAUGUUCUCCAGGCUCAUCUGUGGGUCUUCUUUAAGUCAAACAGAACUGAUCAGAACAGUCAGACUAUUAGAUUGCACAUAAUCCAAGAGCCACAGGGUACACGCACCCUCAUCUGUGAAAAAUACUUAGAGCCAAGAUGGAGUGGCUGGCAAACAUUUCCAUUAAAGCAAAUUCUCCAGGACUUUUUUGAUGAAGAGAAUAAAAGUCUGAAACUAGAACUUGACUGUGACGGAUGUCAAAAUAUGCCAUUCCUGGUCAAUCCCAAUGAUUCCCACCAGCCUUUUCUAGUAGCUCAAGCAAAGGUGAAGGAAAGGAGCCAUCAUGUUGCAAAAAGAAGCCUCAAAUGUGAUCAAAACUCCAACCUUUGUUGCAGGAAAGACUAUUAUGUAGAAUUCAAAGACAUAGGGUGGAAUGACUGGAUAAUAAAACCUGAGGGGUACCAGAUCAAUUACUGCAUGGGACUUUGCCCAAUGCAUGUUGCUGGUGCACCUGGCAUGGCUGCCUCAUUCCACACCACGGUCUUUAAUCUCAUUAAGGCCAACAAUAUUCAGACAGCAGUGAGCUCUUGUUGUGUACCGACCAAGAGACGGCCUCUGUCCAUGCUGUACUUUGAUAGAAACAACAACAUUGUAAAGACUGACAUCCCUGAUAUGAUUGUUGAAGCAUGUGGAUGCAGCUAA